Molecule: messenger RNA, 2535 nt
Organism: Nipponia nippon (crested ibis)
Lineage: Eukaryota; Metazoa; Chordata; Aves; Pelecaniformes; Threskiornithidae
Source: RefSeq, a predicted model, not a curated record
AUGGUGGGGGGCCAGGCGCUAUGCUGCCGAGACAGUGGCUCGCUGCAGCCGUGCCUCUGCCACGGACCCCAGGCCAGCUCCGGCCUCCUGGCCGUGCCGCAUGGCUUUGUCCACGACCGCACCACAGCGCAGAGCCCCGCCGGUGCCCAGCGUGGUGCCAAGCAGCAGGAUAGCCUCCCACCCCGGGGCUCUGCGGGGCGCCUGGCAGCCCCCCCGGCUCUGCCGCUCGCUGCAUGUCCCCAGCUUCAUUUGCUGCCCGUGGUCCCACGCCGCCCGCAAGGCACCCGACACCCCGGCUGGGUGCGGGCACCCAAGGGUGCCCAAGCAGGAGGCGGCUGUGCCAGGCGGGAGCUGGCCGGGGUGGGCAUGGGCAACGGGGGUCCCGCGGGUGCUCAGCAAAGCGCGACCGUGGCCAACCCGGUGUCCGGCGCGUCCCCAGACCUCCUGCCGCACUUCCAGCUGGAGCCGGAGGACGUCUACAUCGUGAAGAACAAGGCGGUGAGCCUGGCCUGCCGCGCCACCCCCGCCACCCAGAUCUACUUCAAGUGCAACGGCGAGUGGGUGCACCAGGGUGACCAUGUCACGCAGCACAGCACCGACCAUGGCACCGGGCUGCCGGUGAUGGAGGUGCGCAUCGAGGUCACCCGCCAGCAAGUGGAGAAGAUCUUUGGACUGGAGGAAUACUGGUGCCAGUGCGUGGCCUGGAGCUCCUCCGGCACCACCAAGAGCCAGAAAGCCUUCGUGCGCAUCGCCUAUCUGCGCAAGAACUUCGAGCAGGAACCGACAGCCAGGGAGGUCUCCAUCGAGCAGGGCAUCGUGCUGCCAUGCCGCCCUCCCGAGGGCAUCCCCCCCGCCGAGGUGGAGUGGCUGCGCAACGAGGAGCUGGUGGACCCGGCGCUGGACGCCAACGUCUACGUGACGCCGGAGCACAGCCUGGUGCUGCGGCAGGCUCGCCUGGCCGACACCGCCAACUACACCUGCGUGGCCAAAAACAUUGUGGCCCGUCGCCGCAGCGCCUCCGCCGCCAUCACCGUCUACGUGAACGGCGGCUGGUCGACGUGGACGCAGUGGUCGGGCUGCAGCACCAGCUGUGGACGGGGUUGGCAGAAGCGGAGCCGGACCUGCACCAACCCCACGCCCCUCAACGGGGGGGCUUUCUGUGAGGGCCAAAACGUGCAGAAAACCGCCUGCACCACCCUCUGCCCAGUGGACGGCGCCUGGUCGGAGUGGAGCAAGUGGUCGGUGUGCGGGACCGAGUGCACCCACUGGCGGAGUCGGGAGUGCUCGGAGCCGGCGCCACGCAACGGGGGCCGGGAUUGCCGCGGCCCCGAGCUGGACACCCGCAACUGCACCUCUGAGCUCUGCAGCCACGCCGCCUCCGGCGCAGAGGACGUGGCGCUGUACGUGGGGCUGGUGGCCGUGGCUGUGUGCCUGGUGCUGCUGCUGCUGGUGGGGGUGCUGGUGUACUGCCGCAAGAAGGGGGGCCUGGACGCCGACGUAGCCGACUCCUCCAUCCUCACCGCCGGCUUCCAGCCCGUCAGCAUCAAGCCCAGCAAGGCCGACAACCCCAGCCUGCUCACCAUCCAGCCCGACCUCAGCACCACCACCAUGACCUACCAGGGCUCGCUCUGCCCGCGCCAGGAUGGCCCCGCCAAGCUCCAGCUGCCCAGCGGGCACCUGCUGAGCCCGCUGGGUGCCGGACGGCACACACUGCACCACAGCUCGCCCGCCGCCGAGGGUGCCGACUUCGUGGCCCGGCUCUCCACCCAGAGCUACUUUCGUUCCCUGCCCCGCGGCACCACCAACAUGGCUUACGGCACCUUCAACUUCUUGGGGGGGCGGCUCAUGAUCCCCAACACAGGUAUCAGCCUGCUCAUCCCGCCCGAUGCCAUCCCACGGGGGAAGAUCUACGAGGUCUACCUGACCCUGCACAAGCAGGAGGAGGUGAGGUUGCCCCUGGCUGGCUGCCAGACGCUGCUGAGCCCCAUCGUCAGCUGUGGACCCCCUGGGGUCCUCCUCACCCGCCCCGCCAUCCUGGCCAUGGGUCACUGCGUGGAGGCCAGCGCUGAGAACUGGAGCAUCCGACUGAAGAAGCAGUCGUGCGAGGGCACGUGGGAGGACGUGCUGCAGCUGGGCGCCGAGCCGUGCACGGAGCUUUACUACUGCCAGCUGGAAGCGCAGGCUUGCUACGUCUUCACGGAGCAGCUGGGACGCUUUGCCCUGGUCGGGGAGUCCCUCAGCAUGGCGGCCUCCAAGCGCCUCAAGCUGGUCCUGUUCGCACCGGCCGCCUGCCCCUCGCUCGAGUACAACAUCCGCGUCUACUGCCUCAGCGACACCCAGGAUGUCCUCAAGGACAGCUACCACAACCUGCGCCUCUCCAUCCACGACAUGCCCAGCUCCCUCUGGAAGAGCAAGCUCCUUGCCAGUUACCAGGUACCCACCCACCCAUCGCCCCGCCGCAGGAGAUCCCUUUCUACCACAUCUGGAGCGGGCUGCAACCCUUCCUGCACUGCACCUUCACCCUGGAGCGCCUGA